Messenger RNA from Phycodurus eques (leafy seadragon), 3464 nucleotides. RefSeq names its product arylalkylamine N-acetyltransferase 1 (gene aanat1). The transcript is spliced from 3 exons. Gene Ontology annotation, molecular function: aralkylamine N-acetyltransferase activity. Bases 2275 to 2883 code for a protein of 202 amino acids. The record is from RefSeq and is a predicted model, not a curated record. Lineage: Eukaryota; Metazoa; Chordata; Actinopteri; Syngnathiformes; Syngnathidae. Gene Ontology annotation, cellular component: cytoplasm. Gene Ontology annotation, biological process: circadian rhythm; response to light stimulus.
AAAGGUUGGAAAUCACUGCUCUAGUCAGAUCGUGUAUUCUAAUCAGUCAGGUCAAACCAACAUUACAUGACAGAAAUAAUGGGUGCUAACUUACUGUAAUUAAAUGAAAUGAAAUACUCCACUCUUGUUGUCGUCGCCACGGGAACGAGUGUAUCCGGUCGCAUUUGAGUUGACAAGAUAUAGCCCAAUGAUCGUAAAAAAACGGGAUGCGGUUGUAUCGGAAUACACGAUUUUAUUGCAGUAGUCUGACAAUGCAAUCGUGAAAGAGCAAAUUUGUCUUGCAGUCUUGUUGUCUAUUCCACACCGCUGACAUGUUUAGAUUUUGUUUAUUGGCCGUCAGUUAUUUCCAAUACUACGUCAAAAGACGCGCAACAAGGCUAAAAAUAAACUAGCUUUUGGAUUCAAAUAUACUGUGCACGAUGGCGACGUGGACAGUUCACACCUACGGGAAAUCUAAAUGCAAUCAUCAUGUCACUUGCCAGAGAGAAAGCUUUCGAUAAAGUUAACUGGGCUUUCCUGUUUGCAGUUCUUUGCAAAUUUGGCUAUGGAGACUCAUUUAUACAUUGGAUAGCAACAUUAUGCGACUCGUCGAAAGUGACAGUCACCACAAAUCGGAUUACAUCUCAAAGUGUUACUUUACAAAGAGGAACCAGACAAGGAUGUCCACUCUCACCAAGGCUAUUUGCAAUAUUCAUCAAACAUCUUGCUACCGCUAUAAGUCAGAAUGCUAAUAUUAAAAGGUAUCUGCUCGCUAGUGACAGAACACAAAAUCCAUCUGUAUGCUGAUGAUAUUUUUUUUAAUUUACAGGAACCCAAGUCUUUUCACAAAUAUCAGAUCACGCUAUCAACUGGACAAAAUCAACAACACUCCCAAUAACAGCAAACUCAUGGAAUCCUGCGGAUCAAAUUCCAGAUUACCCCAUUCCUAUCGGAAAUAUUACGUAUUUUGGGAUUAAUAUUUCGCCAAAACUCACAGAGCUAACCAAUCUAAAGUCCACAUCACUUCUGGAAAAUAAUCGCAGCUAAUUUAAGAUGCUGGAAUAACUUGCCUAUAUCACUACUGGGCAGAAUAGCCACAAUAAAAAUGAAAAACUUACCUCAAAUAAAUUAUUUAUUUUCAAUGAUUCCGUUUAAGGUCACACUGGUUUACAAACAUUAGAUUCUGUUGUAAUAAAUUUUUAGUAAAAAAGAAAAGAAAAAUAGAAUGAGUUCUUUCUUUUUUCACUCCCCUCUAGAAACGUUCUGUUCGACUGAUCGACUCGGAUUCUCAAUAAACAUCCAUUAUAAUACCAAGAAACCACAGCGGCAGCUUCAAAACUCCUCAAUGGUCAUGAUUCAUGCCCUGCAGUUCCUCUUUUGGAGCUUGGGUGGCGGCUUGCGCCUUGUCUCUCCCCUGUGCCCCUCUGCCUCCCCAGCAAUCAGCAGCACCUCUGCAGUGCACCUGUCUUCAGGCACCACCGAUUACUGCCUGCAUUUAAGCCUGCCGAGUCCAGGAAGCGUUCGUUCGAGGAUCAGCCCUUCUCUGUAACUCACUGGCCGACGCUCGUGCUCCCAGGUUUGGUGGUAUACGAGUAACUAUCAGACGACCUGCAUCUGUACUCACCCGAUCUUGUUCUUUUCCGUUUCCAGUGUUCCUCCCGUGCCUUCCCCUCCUCGCUGUCUGCCCAGCCACACCGCCAAGCUUCAUCACCUGCUCACGUUCCUGCUUCCUGCUCACUCCUUGUCUUGAUGGUCCCCCACCUCGCCGAGCCAACCUGCGAUAAACCAUUCUAAAAUCUAAUCCCUCCGCCUCAGUCUGCUCUUGGGUCCAAUCCACAGGGCACCAUUUAGGCCAGCACGCAGCACCGCCACCGAGUGUCGCAGCUACACGGACAAUACGACGCGUUAAGAGGCUCAAGAAUGCAUGCUCUAAACGGCCCUACGCAUGUUGUUCACAAGCAUGUGGUUCCAAAUCCAAAAGUGGUCAUGCAGUGCUCAUGUUGUUGGUGUGACGAGGAUCACUUCUCGUCGUCACACCACCGCCAACUUAUCCUGGAUAAGUCACAACAACACCCCUCCUGACCCCCGUCUCAAUAUGAUUAUUGUUUAGCUGCUCACGUGUCGGAGGUUUUGGUUAUCCAGCUGGCAAAUUGAGGAUUACCGCGCGGUCACUGGUGCGGUGCGCGGAGGCUAUAAAAGCUCCUGACGCACGAUCCCAACCGGGACCAUCGGAGGACGAGGAAACACAAGGAGAACGAGCAGACAGUUAGUGUUGAAUUGUGUGACUUUGAAAGCAUGUCGCUGGUGAGUUCCAUGUCGUUCCAGAAGCCUCUUUCCAUGCGCUCUCCGAUGGCGCAGGGACGUCGCCACACGCUGCCGGCCAGCGAGUUCCGCUCCCUCAGCCCGGAGGACGCCAUCAGCGUCUUUGAGAUUGAGAGAGAAGCGUUCAUCUCCGUGUCCGGCGAGUGUCCUCUCCUGCUGGACGAGGUGCGUCACUUCCUCACGCUGUGUCCCGAGCUGUCACUGGGCUGGUUCGAGGAGGGACGUCUGGUGGCUUUCAUCAUUGGCUCACUGUGGGACCGGGAGAGACUUGCUAUGGAUGCCCUGACCCUCCACAAGCCUCACGGCAUGACGGUCCACAUCCACGUCCUGGCUGUCCACCGCACGUUCCGCCAACAGGGCAAAGGGUCCAUCCUGAUGUGGCGCUACCUGCAGUACCUCCGCUGUUUGCCGUACGUCCGGCGGGCUGUGCUCAUGUGCGAGGACUUCCUGGUUCCCUUCUACCAGAAGUCCGGCUUCAAAGUGCAGGGUCCUAGUGAGAUCACAGUGGGGCCGCUCACCUUCAUUGAAAUGUUGUACCCGGUCAGGGGCCAUGCCUUCAUGCGUCGCAACAGUGGAUAUUGAAAGAGAAGGACUUGACUUGGUUUUUUCUCAGGAUGGAUGCCGGUGGCAGGCCCCUGGUUGGAAAAGGGACACUUUGAGGGGAUGUCAAGCUCAGUGUGAUUGUGAUCAUAUCUCUGAGAGCUCGGGCAAGGUGACACAUUCACUCUGCCUUUGAAGAGGAAUAAAACGUCUGCCAUUAAAGUAGUUAAAAUAAAACAAGAACAACAUUAAAAAAAAAUCAGAAAAAGAAUGCACUCGUUGGGAAAAACAUUAUUUUGUAUUUUAUAAUUUUGUCUUUUCUAUAUAUAUGUGUGUGUAUAUAUAUAUAUAUGCAGCCGCAAAUGUCGAUAAAGGUGCUGGCAAAUUAAGAUUAAAAAUGAAUAAAACUAUUUAAAGCACGUACAAAAAAAAAAACAAGUCAAUAUGAUCUGCAUCUCAAUCUAACUUCAACAUCUCUUUAUAAGCCCUUCUACCAUCUUGCCUUAUCUGUUGAAGAUUUUCAUCAUCGGUGCCUCUUGAAGUCUUGAAUCAAGACAAAUGCAUUUUCAAUACUGUUGUAAUGUUUUGUUCUUAAGAUAAUAAAGGAUAUAUUUUCAAGCUUG